UACACAGCAGACGCAUCAAGAUGAGUUUAGAAAAUGACGAUAAGAGAGCGCGCACACGGUCGAAAUCUAUCCGAGGUGAGCAGCUUGUCAUUCGUCUUCAGGCCCAGCAUCUCAUUCUUCCAAGCCACGACCACGGCUCCCCUUCUCCUGCCGCCGCCCGUUCCUGGCCCUGCCCAACCCCAGGCUGCAAUGGCUCAGGACAUAUCCGGGGAAAGUAUGCAAGGCACAGAAGUUUACAAAGCUGCCCUCUAGCAAAGAAGAGGAAACUUCAGGAUGCCGAGGCCGAGCACUUGGUGUCCAAGAGGAAAUCUCAUCCCCUCAAACUGGCCCUCGACGAAGGCUACAAUGUCGACAGCGAUGGGAGCGAGGAGACGGAGGUGAAGGAAGAGUCUGGCACCGAUGAAUCAGAGGGGACUUUGGAGGAGGAAGAGGCAGAGACAACCGAACAGGAGGAGACCCAUAGCCCUGAGCCAGCAGAAGCAAAAAGCCCAGCAAAAUCAUCUCACUAUGGACAAAAUGCAGCUCCCAGUACAUCUGGCCCCAGCAAGGCCAACUACAGCAGCUAUCAAGAAAUAAUUGCCAACUCUCUCCUAAACCUAGGCCAAAUAGCAGAAGAAACCCUUGCAAUAGAAGGACAGCUGCCUGAACGGGACCUGCAGGUCUCCAAGCCUCCUGGGAAUGUAGUUCACCUGGUCCGCGAAGGAGCAGGAGAGGAGGUGAUGGAAGAGGAGUGUGACAAGGACAUUAUCAUCCAGACGGAGGAUGCGGAGGAGGUCAUCGAGGUCACCAGCGAACGCAGCAGUGAGUUGUGCUCCGAGCAUCGGGACGACGGCAACUGUGAGGAGUCCUGCCCGUUGCAAAAGGCCAUGCAAGCAGAAGCAGAAGAGGAUGACGAUGAAGAGGAGGACGAUGACGACGAUGAGGAGGAAGAGGAUGAGGAUGAGGAGGAUGAGGACGAGGAAGAGGAAGAGGAGGAGGAGAUGGCGCCUGAAGUGAUCUGCGAAGAAAUGCCUCACACUUCUCAGGACUCCCAGAAAACCCACUGUGAAGGGCGGCUGAGCCCGAAGCCUGAGUACUCGGUCAUCGUGGAGGUCAGGUCAGACGAUGACAAAGACGACGAUGCGCGCUCCCAGAAAUCAGCGGUGACCGACGAGUCCGAAAUGUAUGACAUGAUGACCAGAGGGAACCUGGGGCUGCUGGAACAGGCCAUCGCACUGAAGGCCGAGCAGGUGAAGAUCGUGAGGGAGCCCAGCCGCUUGCCAGGAGAGCACGUGAAGCACUUCCAGGUGGAUGAGAAACAAAGCAAAUCUAUGGAUGCCAUCCGAAAAAACUACUAUGGCAAAGACCCCUCGAGACCUGAGAAACGAGAGAUCAAAUGUCCAACUCCGGGUUGUGAUGGCACCGGUCACGUCACAGGACUCUACCCUCACCAUCGCAGCCUGUCCGGUUGCCCACACAAAGACAGGAUCCCUCCAGAAAUCUUGGCUAUGCACGAGAAUGUGUUAAAAUGCCCAACACCAGGCUGCACAGGACAGGGUCACGUGAACAGCAAUCGCAACACACACAGAAGUUUAUCCGGUUGCCCUAUUGCCGCUGCUGAAAAAUUAGCCAAAUCUCAUGAAAAGCAACAAACGCAGUCUGGAGACCCCUCUAAAAACAGCUCCAAUUCUGACCGGAUACUCAGGCCUAUGUGCUUUGUGAAGCAGCUGGAGAUUCCUCAGUAUGGGAGCUACCGGCCCAACAUGGUUCCAGCCACCCCUCGAGCCAACCUGGCCAAGGAGCUGGAGAAGUACUCCAAGGUCACCUUCGAUUAUGCAAGUUUUGAUGCUCAGGUUUUUGGCAAACGCAUGCUUGCCCCAAAGAUACAGACUAGCGAAACCUCACCUAAAGCCUUUAAAUGCUUCGACUACUCCCACGACGCCGAAGCCGCGCAUAUGGCCGCCACUGCCAUCCUAAAUCUCUCCACUCGCUGCUGGGAAAUGCCAGAAAACCUCAGUACCAAGCAGCAGGAUGCCCCCAGCAAGUCUAUGGACAUUGAGGUGGAUGAGAACGGGACUCUGGACUUGAGCAUGAACAAGCACCGCAAGCGGGAGAGCACCUUUCCCAGCAGCAGCAGCUGCAGCAGCAGUCCCAGCGUGAAGUCCCCAGAUGUGUCCCAACGCCAAAACAGCACCAGUGCCACAAGCAGCACCAUGACUUCCCCGCAGUCCAGCCAGACCUCCCGUCAGGAUGAAUGGGAUGGCCCCAUCGACUACACGAAACCAAAUCGUCAGCGAGAGGAGGAGCCGGAAGAGUCAGAGCCUGCACCCAACUCUUUCGCCUCCUCUGAAGCAGAUGAGCAAGAGGUGUCGGAGGAGAACUUUGAGGAACGGAAAUACCCCGGGGAAGUCACCUUGUCCAACUUCAAGCUUAAAUUCCUCUCCAAGGACAUCAAGAAGGAGCUGCUAACUUGCCCUACCCCAGGCUGUGAUGGCAGCGGACACAUCACGGGAAACUAUGCCUCUCACCGCAGCCUUUCUGGUUGUCCUCUUGCUGACAAGAGCCUCAGAAACCUCAUGGCUGCCCACUCUGCUGAUCUCAAGUGCCCAACUCCUGGUUGUGAUGGCUCUGGUCACAUAACAGGAAAUUAUGCAUCGCAUCGGAGCCUGUCAGGCUGCCCUCGUGCCAAGAAAAGUGGAAUCAAGAUAACCCCCACGAAAGACGAUAAAGAAGACCCGGAGCUCAUGAAGUGUCCAGUUCCAGGUUGUGUCGGGCUGGGACACAUCAGCGGCAAAUAUGCUUCGCACCGCAGUGCGUCGGGAUGCCCACUCGCAGCCCGCAGGCAGAAGGAAGGAUCUCUCAAUGGUUCGUCGUUCUCCUGGAAAUCACUGAAGAAUGAGGGGCCUACUUGUCCAACCCCGGGCUGCGACGGCUCGGGCCAUGCCAAUGGAAGCUUCCUCACUCACAGAAGUUUGUCAGGGUGUCCAAGAGCUACUUUUGCUGGGAAGAAAGGAAAACUCUCAGGGGAUGAAAUUCUCAACACUAAAUUCAAGACCAGCGAUGUUCUAGAGAACGAUGAAGAAAUUAAGCAGUUGAACAAGGAGAUCAGCGAACUGAACGAGUCCAACUCUGAGAUGGAAGCAGCCAUGGUGAAACUGCAGUCGCAGAUAUCCACCAUGGAGAAAAACCUCAAGAACAUAGAGGAGGAAAACAAAAUCAUCGAGGAACAAAACGAAGCCCUGUUCUUGGAGCUCUCAGGGUUGAGCCAGGCUCUCAUCCAAAGUCUUGCCAAUAUUCGCCUUCCACACAUGGAGCCAAUCAGCGAACAGAACUUUGACGCAUACGUUAAUACCCUUACUGACAUGUAUACCAAUCAGGAGUGCUACCAGAACCCUGAGAACAAGGACCUGCUAGAAAGCAUUAAGCAGGCUGUCAAGGGCAUCCAGGUUUAAUGCCAUGGGACAAAAUACACACACCUACACCCGCACACACAUGCAUACACACACAGACACGCACGCACGCA
Messenger RNA from Alligator sinensis (Chinese alligator), 3502 nucleotides. It is a transcript of the gene MYT1, whose product is annotated as myelin transcription factor 1. Lineage: Eukaryota; Metazoa; Chordata; Crocodylia; Alligatoridae. The record is from RefSeq and is a predicted model, not a curated record. Gene Ontology annotation, molecular function: DNA-binding transcription factor activity, RNA polymerase II-specific; RNA polymerase II cis-regulatory region sequence-specific DNA binding; zinc ion binding. Gene Ontology annotation, biological process: regulation of transcription by RNA polymerase II. Gene Ontology annotation, cellular component: nucleus. The coding region runs from base 21 to 3431 and encodes 1136 amino acids. The transcript is spliced from 21 exons.